Haliotis rubra (blacklip abalone) is the source of this 7313-nucleotide messenger RNA. RefSeq names its product polycystic kidney disease protein 1-like 2. NCBI's taxonomy places the organism in Eukaryota, Metazoa, Mollusca, Gastropoda, Lepetellida, Haliotidae. The record is from RefSeq and is a predicted model, not a curated record. Bases 22 to 6492 code for a protein of 2156 amino acids. Gene Ontology annotation, molecular function: calcium ion binding; protein binding. Gene Ontology annotation, cellular component: membrane. The transcript has 23 exons.
AGGACAUUUGCACCAUCAGAAAUGGUUUCCUUCAAAGUGAGCUGCUCAAAUUGUUAUGGAACAGUGAAAUACUCAUGGAGGGUUGAACGUAACGGGAGAGAGGUCCUGCCAGUGACCUCAUUGACACCACAAGCUGUGGUUGGCAGUGACGGAUCUCUCACGGUACCUGCCCGUACCUUAUUGCCAUGGGACAGCUACAACUUCAUUGUGCGAGGUACAAUCAACCCUUCAGGUGAAGCAAACUUUAGUGUUGGCUUUGAUGAUAUCCAUGUGUUCCUCAUGCCCCAAGAAAUCAGUAUAAAUGCAGAGAAUCCUCUCCUGUUCCUUGUACAGAGGAGCUCCUCCGCUGAAGAUUCGAUUCAGCUGACACUGGAUGGCAGAUACAUGUGUAUGUCAAACUUGUCAGUAAUAACAGCAGCAAAAAGAGCCACUUAUCCUCUUUCCUUCUUCAGCCUGGUAGAGGAAACUGACACUAUGGGUUACCAAGUCAUCAGUCAUCAGUUUAACAAACCAGGCAUGUACAACAUCACGGCAAGCACCAACGUCAGUGAUGAAACUUUCUCUUCAACAUUAACAGUCGGUGUACAAAAUACAGGAGGUUGCUCAAUGAGUGUCGAAAUCCUUGGUACUGGGGAGAGUUUGCUGACUGCUAAAGAGUACACUAUGAGUAAAGAAAUGCAUUUCACAUCGACGUACUCAUCUGUGUGUGAGGAUGUAACUGCUUUGUCUUACAACUGGACAGUAUCCCAAGACUUGAUAGGUGAUCCACAUAGAUGCAGGUUUGAAGAUGACUUUCAGAAGGUGACCCUGCCAGAGACCUCUGGGGUAUCACUUCAUAUCGCCAGCAAGAUACUGCCCCAGGGCUACAACCAGCUGUGCGUAGUGAUUGUCUUUAGCAUGGGAUCUGAUGAAUCCCAGAGUCGGCAAUGUGGUUAUUUGAAAAUGCUUGCAGAACCGUUAGUGGCGUCUCUGUCUCCAUCUGCAUCUUUCCUGACACUGCCAAGAAAUCACCCCCUUGUGCUGAAUGCAAGCACAAGCUAUAACCCCAACUCCCAGGACCAGUCAAACAUCAGUUUUUCCUGGUCUUGUACACAGAACGGAGGAUUAUGUGACUUCUAUGACACUGUUUGGCCAGGAGAGAGUGCAUCUAACACAUUGCCAGUCUCAGAAGCUGGUUUGACAAUACCACCUGAUCUGCUCACACUUGGGCAGACAUACAAACUGACUAUGGAACUGUCCAAGUCCGGAUUUGAAGGCUCAGCAGCAAAUAUCAGUGUCCUCAUCACAAACCCAACAACACCAUCCAUCUUUGUGAGGUGUGAAUUGGGCUGUGGGAUGAAGCUGAACCCAUCCGAGAACCUGGCACUGGAGGUUGUGUGUCUCAACUGUGAUGACAUUGGACUGCCCAUACAGACCUAUGAGUGGUCUGUCACCAGCACUUCCACAAACAUGCCUAUAGAUGCAGCCCAGCUUGCUGCUGCAACAACUACCGGCAUUCAUCAGUCAGUGUUCGUACUGUCGGCAUACUUCCUGAGUGCAUCAGAUGUUUAUGACAUCACAGUUACAGUAACAAACAGCCACUCUGAGGAAGGCAGCACAGUUUAUACUGUCGUCACCAACAGUCCCCCUGUCCCUGGAUCCUGCACCAUCUCCCCCCAGUCCGGCCAGGCCCUUGUCACCCACUUCACUGCAACAUGCUCCAACUUUCUGGACCAAGACACGCCUUUGCUGUAUAGGAUGUACCUGCAGAAUCAGGCUGGGGAAAAUGACAAGCUGCUGUACUAUGGCCAGGCAUCAUCAACCUCCCAGAUUACCUUUUCCGCUGGGCCGGAGAGUAGCAACUACACACACAACAUAUCCAUUCUGGUGUUCGAUUCUUACAGUACAAGCACGUCUGUCACUGUCUCCGUACAGGUGCUCCACCUUGAAGCAGGGAACGACACUGUAAGUGAGGUACUUCAUGACAUGGUCCAAAACUUGACUGUAACAACAGGCGAUCAUGAGGGAAAUCAAGAUAUUCUAAGAUUGGCUGAAAAUAUUGCUACUAGUCUCAAUGAUGAAGCUAGUGACACAACAGAAGAAAGUAUAGCUAACAGAUUGGAGACUCGAGAGAUUCUUCUGACAAAACUGUCCGAUGUGGAAGUUCAAAGUCAAGACUCCAUUGAACAGAUGACCGAUGUUAUCGGAGAACUCACAAUAACUACUGAAGAAGUUACAGAUACUAUGCAGGAACAAGCUGUGAGUGUUAGUGCUCGUCUGACAGAGAGCCUGGGAGAUAUAGCAGAAACAGCACCCACAGCGGCCAAAGUCAUAGCUAAGAAGCAGCUCCUCAUCCUGGAGAACCUCAUAGAGCUGAGUGUUCAUUCUGUGACGGAGCCCAUGCCAGCCCCAGGAUCGGGAACCAGCAGCCCACCAACAUCUCAUACAAUAGAAGAAAAGACCAAGCCAAUCCUUGAUGUGUAUGAGAAAAUCGGUGAUGCCAUGUUGCGGGGGAUACAGUUUGCUAAGGAGGAACCACUACAUUUAGAAUCUAAGAAGAUGUCUCUGGCGCUGGCCUGGAGUGAGGCAGAUGAUGACAGUGACAUGGAGCUGGCAGCCAAACUACAGGACCAAGGCAAGGAGGGACAGUUUACGAUUCCAAUCAAAUCCAGCCUCCAGAACAGCUCUGCGAACAGCACUAGUGUUGAAGCUGUCAAUGUUCAGGUACAGGUGAUGUCAAGUAAUCCUUAUGUUUGGGAUGACUCAGCUGAGGGCAUCAACUUCCCGAUUGUCAACAUCAUCAUGAAAAGCCGAGGGAUUGAUGGAAGGAAGAUACUCCUGGAGGACCUGAUGAAGCCAGCUGACAUCAUCAUUACUGAUAACACAACAGUCUCUGGGCAUACCUGGGCAAACGAGGAGCUUAAUGUAACUAUCAACAGCAACAACAUCAUUUCAUCAGACAGUAAAGCUAUAAAGAUCUACAGUAAUAGUUCACUGAUGGUCAGACUUACAAGUGUGAACACUUCUCUCACACUACAGGUAUUUGUAAAAAUUAACGAUAUCAUUUCCUCUAAUGAAAUAUUAGACUCUGGAUUUGACAUGCCACUUCCUCCCGAGAUGUUACUGAGGUCUGGGAACCUGACCCAGGACCCCGACCUGGUGUUCCUGCCCAAGAUGGAAGCCAGCGACUCCUACUAUACUGUAGGCUUCACCAUCAAGCCUGGCCAGAACCUGACCACAGAAGGGCUACAGAACGAGACGUCACUGAACGUGAGUGUGGAGACCUACAGUCUGACCUGCUCCUACUGGGACGAAGGGCUGGAGAUAUGGAGUACCAGGGGCUGUCUGGUCAGUCCAUUUACGACACUGGAAAGCCUGCAUUGUCUGUGCAACCAUCUGUCAGCAUUCUCAGGAGGUAUCUUUGUGGCUCCCAACACUGUCAAUCCCAUCACUGAUGCUGUUCUCUUCCUACAAUUCUUUGACAACCCAGUUGUUGUGUCAGCUGUUAUUGCAGUGUGGGGGGUUUACCUUCUUCUCCUCUACUGGGCUAGACAGAAGGAUAAAGACGAUUCUAAAAAGAUAGGAACCACGAUACUGGCUGACAAUGAUCCAAGGGACAAGUACGUGUACCUGAUCUGUGUGGUGACCAGCUGGUGGCCCAAGGCUGGUACCACUGCCAACAUCUUCCUGUACCUUCGGGCUCGAUACAGGCAGAGUGCUCGCCACAUCCUGGCAGACCCACAUCGGAAGCUGUUCACCCCAGGGGCUGAGAACUGGUUUGUCCUUACCACCAGCAGGAGACUUGGCAAGAUAAAAUCUGUUGUGGUGUGGCAUGACAAUAGGGGGAAGAACCCAUCUUGGUAUUUAAAGGAGGUGGUUGUCCGUGACAUCCAGACUAAGGAAGUAUGGCACUGUCUGUAUAAUGACUGGCUGGCUGUAGAUAGAGGACCAGGCUUCAUCCAAGUUGAAAUCCCAUCUCUCAACCAGGGCAGCAUGGAUCAGCAUCGACUGUACCGAUUCAUGCUGAAGUCCAGUCAAGACUUCCGGGACAGUCAUCUGUGGAUCAGCAUCUUUUCGAAGCCAGCCUACAACCAGUUCACGCGAGCCCAGAGGCUGACAUGCGGUCUGUCUCUCCUCAUCACCACAAUGUUGUCCAGUAUCAUGUUCCACGGGGUGCCUACAGACGAGCCGGAGGACCAGAUCCAGAGUGGCCAGAUAGUUCUGUCUCUCAGUGGAAUUGUCAUAGGAAUCGAGAGUGGUUUGCUGAUGUUCCCCAUCAAUACAAUCCUCCUUCAGUUCUUUACUCGGACAGCUCUUAAAGUAGCGCCAAAUUCUGAAUCUCCCCCAAAGGAAGAAGAUGAUAGGGAUGAUACAAAUAAAACUGGAAAGGAAGCGGUUCAUGAAGAAGACAUAGAGCUUGGUAUAUGUAACACAGAAACAGAGCCAGUGUCACAGGAAUCUAAGUGCAAAGAUCUGAAGUGCUGUUUUCAAAGACAGUCUUCUGAAAUGGUGAUUGAAUCUGAGUCAACUGGAUCUAAAGCAAAAAGGACUGAUACGUUGGAUUCCGUAAAAGCAGGCACAGAUGAAGUGGACCUAGCAAUGUCACGUGGAAGGAGUAAUGGCAGUACAGCAAAGUCAGUAGGAACAAAGAAAAAAGUGAAAAAGCCAUUCAGUUUUCCCUUGUGGUUCCUGUACGUUGCCUGGACAUUGGCCUUGGCUACCUGCAUCAUCUGCUCAUACUUCAUAAUGCUGUACGGCCUCAAGUACGGCUACCAGAAGAGUGUGGACUUUCUGGUGUCUUUCUUCAUUGCCUUCACACAGAGCGCCAUGAUCACUCAACCAAUUAAGGUGGUCAUCGUGGCAGCGCUCCUCACUCAAAUACUCAAGCGACCAGUGAAUUAUGACAGCUGGACUUCCAGUGAAGAUGCAGAGGAGGAGGUGGAGAAGUUGAAAGAGAAGGUGGCAGCACAAACUGCAUCGGAAGUGUCUGAUCAUCAGCGAUAUUAUACACCUCCUCUGUCCACACGAGCACUGCGGGAAAUUCGUAAAAGAAUCCAGCUUGAUAACCGUGCUAGGAUGAUACUGUAUGAGAUUUGUCUGUACUUCACCUUUGUGGCAAUAGUCUUACUGAUGAUCCACGGCCACAGGAACAUCAACAUGGCAUACAGGGUCACUCACACCACAGAGAAUAUGUUCACAGAGGACACAGGAUUUAGUGAGGUGGAUUGCAUAGACAUUUCUUUUAUGUUUCAGUUUUGUACAUGUUCCUAUCCAGCCAUUAUGAAGAAGUUUGCAUCCGUCUCCUGUACAGGCCCAUAUUCCAUGUCAGAUGAAGAGACUGGUCACUACAACACCUCCUGGUCCCAGCCUGUGUCCACCACUGACACAUCCACAAUGUACACCUACCGCUCUUCUUUCCAGCUGGUCACUAUACCAUUUGUUGGCAAGCUUGCCACCUACUCCGGUGGCGGCUACGUCCAAGAGCUGCCUAGAUUACCAGACAGUGCCAGAGGUGCCAUGGACGACAUUCAAAGUUCAGACUGGAUCGAUCAAUACACUCGGGCUGUGUUUGUGGAAUUCAGUCUCUAUAAUCCAAAUACUAACCUGAUCAGUGUAGUCAUCCUAGUGUUCGAAUUCUCCAACUUUGGAGGUGUGUUUCCAUACUACCAGAUCUUCACAUCAAAGCUCUAUCACUAUACUGGGGGGUUUGAACAGUUUGUGGCAGUGUGUGAAGCUGUGUUUCUCAUAUAUGUCAUUAUUUUCACAUACCUGGAAAUCAAGAAGUACAGACAGAUGUCUGCAUCUGAUUACUUCAAGGACACCUGGAGUUACGUUGAGGUCAUCAUCCUUACUCUGUCCUACACUGUGUUCGGGCUGUUCAUACAGAGGAUCGUCACUGUUGACUACUCCAUCAAACUCUAUAAAGAGUCCAUGGGACAGUCCUUUGUCAGCUUCUACCCUGCUGCUUCAUCUGACAUUAUCCUGCAGUAUGUCAUGGCAGCAUUGUCAGUGUUCAUCAUUCUUAAAUUCUUCAAACUGCUUCGAUUUAACUUAAGAAUGUCCAUCUUGGCUGGAGCUUUAAAACGCUGUAAAGGCAUCUUAUUUCAGUUUUUUAUCAAAGUUUUCUUGUACACAAUGGCCUUUUCAUGUUUUAGCCUGUUAGUGUUUGCCACUGAACUACAGGAGUACAGUAACUUUGGUGAAAGCGUUAUAACAUUGUUCAAUUUUGCUUUAGGAGCAUCAGAUUAUUUUGGACUUGAAUCAGCAAGUAAGACCUUAGGUCCUUUGUUCUUCUUUAUGUUUUCCUUCCUGUAUCAGUUCCUACUGAUCAGCAUUUUCAUCUCGAUUGUAAUGGAUGGCUAUGCAGCUAUGGUAGAGCAUGUUCUCUCACUGCACACAGAGGUGCACAUGGUGGAGUUCAUCUGGAGGAAGAUCAAGCUCCGCACCAUGACAGACAAGAAGAGGAAAAAUACUUAUCAGAAAAACCUUUAUAAGAUCCAGACCAGGAGGUGAAACUGUUGGUUCUUGUCAGUGGUUGCAUAAAACAGUCACGGCAUACGUGCUGCUUAUGAUAAGAAACAGUCACAUCAGCAAAUGAAACUAUUGAUACAUGCUGCUUGUGACAUGAAGCAGUCAGAUCAGUGAAUGAAACUAUUGAUUCUUGUGGCAUGAAGCAGUCACAUUAGCAAAGGGAGCUAUAUUGAUACAUGCUGCUUGUGGCAUGAAGCAGUCAGAUCAGCAAAGGAAACUAUUGAUACAUGCUGCUUGUGACAUGAAGCAGUCACAUUAGCAAAGGAAACUAUUGAUACAUGCUGCUUGUGACAUGAAGCAGUCACAUUAGCAAAGGAAACUAUUGAUACAUGUUGCUUGUGGUAUGAAGCACUCACAUUAGCAAAGGGAGCUAUAUUGAUACAUGCUGCUUGUGGCAUGAAGCAGUCAGAUCAGCAAAGGAAACUAUUGAUACUCUUCUGUUAUCCCAUGAAGCAAUGAGAUCAGUGAAUGAAAUUAUUGAUAUUUGUCGCUUACAAAGCAAUCAUCAAAUGCAACUAUGGACACAUGUUAGUUGUGUCUUUAAGCAUUAAGAUAAGUCAGUGAAGCUGUGUAUACUUGUGGGUGUUGUCCCAUGAAGCAAUCAGUCGGUGAAUGAAACCAUGUCACAUCACUAUUGACACUAGUUGUGCAGUGCAAAUCAAGUUUGAGAAAACUUCUUAAUCAUCACGUUUUUCAGAUGAAACAGGAGAGCUUGUUUGAAAUUGUUAUAGUUUUAAAUGUUGGAUUUUGCUGAAUCAUGUAUUUGGAAUAAAAGAUGUUGUUAGUUAAUAAAUCUAUAUUUU